CUCUCUUUCACGCCGCGGCGGGCGGCGCUGGCGGCGACCAGGCACGCAAAAGCCUAGACCACGAGACACGAGCCACGACCACGACUCAUUAGCCGUCCAUCUGUUUCGGCAAGACAACACAAGACACUGGAACACAACACAACACGGACACUCAACUUCUCUCUCUCUCAACCUCACUCCCCACCAUGCCCCUCCCAGACUACGGCAACGAAAUGGCCGGCGCGUGGUCCACGCCCGCCGCGUCAGCAGCCCACCCAGCAGCAGCCGCACCAGCCGCCGCCGAGCCAUCAGUCGAGAGCACGCUCGAGAAGGAACGCACAAUCAAGACCAUCUUCGAGCUGCGCGACGGCCUGCGCGGGCUGCUGGUCCGCAUUACCGAGGUCGAGAAGGAGACGGACAAGCUGCGCAACGACAACGAGUUUCUCGGCACCUACAUCGACAACCUUACGCGCAACACGGUCGUCGCGGCCGGUCAGAAGCGCUAGUUGUACGCGGCCGCGGAAGAGCAAGGGCUGGAAUCGCGUGGGGUGGUGUCGUCGGCGUGUCGAGCAGUGGGCUCGACCUGCCAUCCACGCGAGUCGGCCAUCUCGGCGCCCACCGUCAUGUCCGCCGGCUUUCGUGCGCACGUGAGCGGCCAGCUGCACAUUACCUAGCAUACAGACACACCUCAUAAUCAUUGUAGACGCACGGCAUGGCCUCGCAUUGUAACCUAAUGUACUUGUUAGUGGG
Molecule: messenger RNA, 729 nt
Organism: Vanrija pseudolonga
Lineage: Eukaryota; Fungi; Basidiomycota; Tremellomycetes; Trichosporonales; Trichosporonaceae
Product: Short coiled-coil
Exons: 3
Coding region: 186-485 (99 amino acids)
Cellular component (GO): trans-Golgi network
Source: RefSeq, a predicted model, not a curated record